AUGCUCCAUACUUCACACCCGCUCUGUGUCUUGUACGGAGCAAGUUGUCAGCAAGGUCCGGACGCACUUCGUGAGUUUUCCUCGCAUGUACUGUACUUCGUCCGGGCUGCUGUCGCUAUCGCUUUGGUCGGCCUAGCAGUAUCGGUACAUGUGCGAAGUACAGUACAAGUCUACAGGAAUCGCCGUCCAGCACGAAUCCUUUCGGCUCCCAACCAGGUUGGCAGCGCUCCGCUUCCUGAUUCGCCCGGCCGGCUUGUUGCGGACAGAGGGGGGCAAGCGCAGAAUCACGGGAGUCGCCAUCCCCAUGCUCUUGGUCUCGGCCGCUCUAUCAGCACGGGGUUUGUCAAUCUUCUGUCAGUCGGGGUGCAGGGCUUUACGGCGAGAACGGAGAUGGCGCCAGAAACUGCUGUUCGCUUUACAACCUUGAAGCUUGAACCCGUCGACGAUCAUUUUUUGGCAUUGGCCGCCGGAUACCUUUUCUCACGCUGGCAGUCUCGCACACAGCCCAUGGGGUGGCCUGGAAAACGUAAUACUUCGUGCUAG
Molecule: messenger RNA, 543 nt
Organism: Venustampulla echinocandica
Lineage: Eukaryota; Fungi; Ascomycota; Leotiomycetes; Helotiales; Pleuroascaceae
Exons: 1
Coding region: 1-543 (180 amino acids)
Source: RefSeq, a predicted model, not a curated record